AUGUGCAAGAUACUUGGGGAGAAAAUUACCUCAGAAUUCAAAGAUAUUCUGGCAAAAUUCCAGCGGGACACAGGGCUCACCAAAGGAACAGACUUGGGUAGAGAGAUGGUAGCCAGGCUGGGACUGGGACUGCUGCUUCUGUGACUGCUCCUACCCACGCAGAUUUAUUCAAACCAAACAGUUGCACCAUUUUCAACUAACUCCUCCCACAGUACCUCUGCUGUCCCACAUUCACUUUUCACCACCACCAGGGCACAAGACAGUGCCCUGCAGUGGGCAGCUGGUCUUCUCAUGAUUUUGUUCUCUCUUCUACGUCUCUACUGUUAG
This is a messenger RNA of Dipodomys spectabilis (banner-tailed kangaroo rat), 327 nucleotides long. RefSeq names its product CD24 molecule (gene Cd24). Gene Ontology annotation, biological process: cell adhesion. Lineage: Eukaryota; Metazoa; Chordata; Mammalia; Rodentia; Heteromyidae. Gene Ontology annotation, cellular component: external side of plasma membrane. The record is from RefSeq and is a predicted model, not a curated record.